AAGCUUCCCAAACACAGCCGGCCUCAGAUCUGGCACCGAAGAAGUCAGCGGAGUCAGUCCUGCUCCUCCUGCUUUCCUCAACAUGAAUCCAAGCAGACCUUCAGCCCGGCAGUGACAAGUGCUUUCAAGGAGGAGAGAGUUUACCGUGUGAGCGAGCAGGCUGUGCGUAAAGAGCGUAAAGAGCGUGAACAAGGACAAACUGUGCGUAUUUCUCUUUCUGCGACUGGGAGAUUAAAACAGGCGGAGUUGAGCGUCUCUGGAGGAUUCUGUUUUUGUUCAAAGGGAAAUAUUCAGACUUUCCCACCCCCGACAUGGAGUACACGUCCUCCCCGAAACCGCAGCUCUCAUCCCGGGCGAAUGCUUUCUCCAUAGCCGCCCUGAUGUCCAGCGGGAAGCCCAGUAAGGACAAGGAGGCGGAGGAGAACACCAUCAAGCCUCUCGAGCAGUUCGUGGAGAAGUCCUCCUGUAACCAGCAGUCUCUGGCUGACCUGUCCUCUCUGGAUGGACACGGGGACUUCAGCGGGAGCGCACCCCAGGUCUGCACCGAGCCGCUCAUCCCCACCACCCCCGGAGUCCCGAGCGAGGAGAUGGCCAAGAUCUCGUGCAGCCUGGAGACCAAAGAACUGUGGGACAAAUUCCACGAGCUCGGCACCGAGAUGAUCAUCACCAAGUCUGGAAGGAGGAUGUUCCCCACCAUCCGGGUCUCUUUCUCCGGGGUGGACCAGGACUCCAAGUACAUCGUGUUGAUGGACAUCGUCCCUGUGGACAAUAAGCGGUACCGGUACGCCUACCACCGAUCCUCCUGGCUGGUGGCUGGCAAGGCGGACCCUCCCCUCCCUGCACGGCUGUACGUCCACCCGGACUCCCCGUUCACCGGAGAGCAGCUGAUGAAACAAAUGGUUUCCUUUGAGAAAGUCAAACUGACGAACAACGAGCUGGACCAGCACGGACACAUCAUCCUCAACUCCAUGCACAAGUACCAGCCGAGGGUCCACAUCAUCAAGAAGAAGGAUCACACCGCCUCCCUGCUCAACCUCAAGUCUGAGGAGUUUCGCACCUUCGUCUUUGUGGAGACGGUCUUCACCGCCGUCACGGCCUAUCAGAACCAGCUGAUCACCAAACUCAAGAUCGACAGCAACCCCUUCGCCAAAGGAUUCCGGGACUCGUCGCGGCUCACAGACAUGGAGAGGGAAAGUGUUGAGAAUCUGAUCCACAAGCACUCCUACGCACGGUCGCCGAUCCGGACCUACGCCGGAGAUGAGGAGAACCUGAGCGAGGACGGACACUCGGCACAUGCUAGAGGCUCAGCCUUCACCGCCUCAGACAACCUCUCCCUGAGCUCCUGGGUCACCACCACCUCGGGUUUCUCCGGCUUCCAGCACCCACAGACCCUGUCAGCCAUGGGCACCGGCGCAGCCUCCCUCCCUCACCCCAUCCAGGGCUCCCUGCCCCCCUACAGCCGGCUGGGAAUGCCGCUGACGCCCACCGCCCUGGCAGGAACCAUGCAGGGCAGCGGGCCGUCCUUCCCGUCCUUCCACAUGCCGCGUUACCACCACUACUUCCAGCAGGGGCCCUACGCCGCCAUCCAAGGACUCCGCCACCCCUCCACUGUCAUGACGCCUUUUGUAUGACUGCAUCCGUGGGGAGGAGACACCUCAUCACUCUGAUGCUCAUCCUCAACCCAGUGCAACCUGUUAUUCCUCCACCCUGGCUCCUCACCCCUCAUCCAGUCUGAAUCUUUCCCUCUGGACUUUGUAAAUAGCUCGUCUGCAGACAGUGACUUGAAGACGAUGUGACACACUGAUCUGGAAAAUGCAGAGUGCAAAGAACUGUGGAGCCUCUACAGGACUUAUGAACCCUUUGGAGACAUUGUACAAAAAGAUCUACAACCUCAUUACAAACUAAUGCAAGAUGACAAAAGGAGCAUGUUUGGUCUUGGCCCUUGAAGAACAGAAAGUGGAUCCUCAAAUCCUCAAAGUAGACUCAUUUUAACAACAACCAGAAGAGCCUGUUGUCUUCUAAAUAUUCAACCGUCUCCACUGAGGCUUGAAAGGAGGCAGAUUGUUGAGUGUAUCAGCAACGCGGCCUCAAAUAGUCGUUUCUGGAGAGGACUCGUUUGAUGUUAGACUUUGUCGUAUUUCAGCAUAUCAACAGUGGCAGAGCGGCCACCUCAGCUUCCUCUGUUUUCAGAGAGGCAGCCAUAUGUAAAGCUCUAACUUCACGCGCUAUAGUGUCAAAACGAUUGUAAGAUACAUUGUACAAAGAUGUAAAGAUCAACAUGUACUCAUAGGACAGUUCUCACUGUAGAGUUAAAAGAAUCAUAGACGCAUGCUGACCGCAGUAGACAAACACACAGGGUAAACUUUAUAUGAAAUAAGAUGCAGGGGUGAACGAGUCGACCUGCAGCAGGAGGGAGUCUUUUAAUAUGCCUGAGAGGCUCGGUCACACCAGACUUUACAACACAACCUUUCAACUACAAAAACAUCCGUUAUAAAACAAAAUUGGAAAUCGAAUUUAGUCAAAAGCAGUCAGUGGAGAGUGUGUGACGUGUGAGGGAGCAGAGAGGCACAGGCCGAAUCCUAGAUUGCUGUUUGUGUUGCUUUACAAACUUUAAUCCAAGAAGAUCAUUUCUACCACCGAGGUCUUUUACAGAGAACAACAACACAAGAUGAAGUUUAAAAAUGUUCCUUUUUAAGUUGUUUUUGGGGUCUUUUAUUAGAUAAGACAGGUAAAGAGAGAUAGGGACUGUGGGAAGACAUGCGUCGAAGGUUUAAGGCAAGAAGUGACGCCUGAGACUGCUGCGACGAGGACUAAGUCAAACUGGCGCCCUGGUUUUCUUUAUGUUACUUUUAUCAUUUCAAUAUUUCAAGCCAGUGAGUCCUUACCUGUUCAGAAGAAUCUAUGUAUAAUUUACAUCUCUCAGAGUCUCAAGCUCUCUAUCCUGAAAAUGCCACCCUGAUGUUUCCCCUUUCUGCAGAGAUGAUUUCCUUCUUGAAAUCCAGGCCCCUGAAAAUUUGCAGGCCACACAUUGUCUUGACUUUAAACUUUGAUAUUUGGACCAUUCAAGCUUUUGAAACAUUCAUAUCCAAUCUUGCACCAUAAGUAAACAUGUUAGACCUUGGAACACAAGGAUGCACCCUUUGCAGAGUAGUCUCUGUGCAUAUCAGGCGGUGUUGCUUAUAUGAUGAACCUUGUGUGUGUAUUAUUUUAGUCUCUGGUGUGACCGUGCCUUUAAAAAAGAGCAAUUCACCACAAAAUGAGUUCAGAUCAUGAGUUUUAGUCAUUAAUUAAGCAACAUUUUCUGUCCCAUAAUGCAGAGCGAUAACAUCUGUGAAAAACAGAAACAUUAAGUCCGUCUCCAUCGUUGUUUCCAGUAGUCUUCUGAGGACUUGCAGCCAGUUAGCAGCAGGUGUUAGCGAGCUGAUUCAUGGCAGCAUCAGAGCGUGUCGACAGGCCGUCCUCACCUGGAAUAAUGACUCUCUGCUGUCGCAUUUAAAACAGGCCGGGAGGACCGGAGCAGGACGCUGCUGCUGGAGUCAGAGACAGUGAAGGUGCAUCAGACAGCAGCAGAGAAGACAGAGUAAUUUACUAAAGUAACAGAAACAUAAAUACAGUUUGAAGCUUCUUGUUUGAAAACAGUCCAACUGGAAGAAAUAAUUAAAUCUGUUGUUUGAAGUUAAAUUAUAUGGAUUUAUACAUUUUCAGUACGUCAGAGCAACUCUCCUUUUUAUUAAGCAACAUUUAAACAAAACACCAAAGUAUGUUUGAAUACAUUUCUUUAUUAAAUUUACAAGAUAAAAUAUUUAAGGCUGUAAAGGCAGCUUUCUCACAGGUUAUAACUUCAUUUUUAAAAUGUGAGAAAAUUAAUGAAAUUGUGUUAAAGUUAAACUUGAGAGAUUAAAAUAGCUUCUUCUGUUUUUGCAUUGGUAGGAACAGAAAUAAAUAUUCCAUAAACAGUCAAAUAUCAAAAAGAAAAGCAAAAACUUGUGGUUUUUUGAGGGAAAAUAUUUUAAAUUCAUUAAAAAUACCUGCUGAUUAUUAACCGCUGAUCCAUUGACUGCCUCAUGAUUUCAGUUUUUAAUUUGUUACCAAAUGGAUGAAGGGAUUCCUGUCAAACAAAAAGUUUAUUUCAUAUAGAUUUAUUAAAACAAUGAAUUAAUAAAUCAUUUUUUGAUUUUUUAAACUCACACUAUCCAAAACAGCCUCAAAACUCCUCCAUAUUCAUCAGGAUGGGAGAAAAAAACUAAACUAAAUCUGCCAUUACAUUGAGCAUUGUUUCUUAUUUCCUGAAAGAUUCAAACACUUUUACAAAUACAGCUUUAAUUAUUUCAUCUUUCAAAUAAAUUCCCCCUUAGUGAAAAAUGUUAUCUGAAGGGGAAAACAAGUUGGCUGCUUCUGAUGGAGAUGUUUUGCAGCAUUUGGAUGCAUCUAAAGUUGGGUGUUGUGUUGUAUGUCUGAAAGUGUUGACAGCACAGACAGCAAACUUUGAGUGAUGCUGUGUGGACAAACAAGUCAAAUCAGCUGUUUUAAAAACCCUUCUUUUAAAUGAAUACAUCACAUGAUCAUCACACUUUAAUGUACAAAAAGUGACUUUACUCUCCUCUGAUUUUAAGGUUAAAACAUCAAGUGCUGCAGAUUUGUGUUUGGAACUCGUGAAACUCCCUGAACCUCGUGCACAAUCUCGACUCACCACUGAAAACGAUCCUGUUUAUGAGUUUUUCUUUGUAUGCCAUGAUAUGAAUUUGACACCGAGAGAUUGUGUUUUGAUGAUUUUUAAGUGCAAUAUAUUUAUUUUACUCUCUGGAAAUAAUGUGUAAUGUACUAUGUCGCAUUAAAAAUAGUUAUUUGUAAACCUUGAGAAAUAUAUAUCAUCACCCAAACGCUGAGUUUUUUUUGUUUCUCUCACUGAAAACAUGUACAGUUUUGUUUUUCAAAGAAUCACAUUGGAAGAAAUAAACAAAGUCAUGGAGACAUUUUAAAACCA
Notolabrus celidotus (New Zealand spotty) is the source of this 4984-nucleotide messenger RNA. RefSeq names its product T-box transcription factor 20 (gene tbx20). Lineage: Eukaryota; Metazoa; Chordata; Actinopteri; Labriformes; Labridae. The transcript has 8 exons. The record is from RefSeq and is a predicted model, not a curated record. Gene Ontology annotation, molecular function: DNA-binding transcription factor activity, RNA polymerase II-specific; RNA polymerase II cis-regulatory region sequence-specific DNA binding. Gene Ontology annotation, biological process: regulation of transcription by RNA polymerase II; cell fate specification; positive regulation of DNA-templated transcription. The coding region runs from base 312 to 1631 and encodes 439 amino acids. Gene Ontology annotation, cellular component: nucleus.